Molecule: messenger RNA, 2058 nt
Organism: Phytomonas sp. Hart1
Lineage: Eukaryota; Euglenozoa; Kinetoplastea; Trypanosomatida; Trypanosomatidae
Source: the annotation of a GenBank genome assembly
AUGUUUUUCUGGGGUGGCUAUAGUUUUCAGAUACCACAUCGAGCGGAGAAGGAGGGGCAUCAACCCUUAAGGUUCCCCAUGUAUGUACCACCUUGCACUUCCACUCUUAAUGGUACGUAUUUACCUACACAGAACGGAUAUUUAGAGCCUGGUGGGGCUGCGACUCUUCAGUCAAAACUAGAAUGCAUUCUUCACGAACGUCUGCACAUUCGUCUGGCGUCUUGUGGAUCAAAACACGCGGUUUUAGUACUUACGGAUAGCUCUAUUUCUACAUUCUCACUUCUGCCGCAACACGGUAGGAGCGAGGUGCUUGAGGCCUCUCAGCCGCGCCACGGCUCUCCCACCUCUCGGGGCGCGAUGGUAUUUGGCAUUGGGAGCAAUCACAGUGGUCAGCUUGGGCAGCACGUUGCGAGCUACACGAUGUCGCUCACCAAUCUUCACUUGGAAGAAGUCAUGGAUGGUACGGUAAUGAGUAUAGCAUGUGGUGAGCGACACACAUUAGUAUGCACUUCAUCUGGUUGCGUUUACACUACGGGAGAUAACAGCCACGGUCAGUUAGGGCUGCCUAUACACAUUGGUGGCAAGGUACGACCCGGGUUCAAUAAUGGGGCACCGUGUGUUGCCAAAUUUACGCAGAUCCCUGGUAUUGCACGUAUUCAACAAGUCUACGCGAGUCACAACGCUUCCUUUGCUCUUAAUGCACAGGGUCAACUCUACUCCUGGGGGAGUGCUCAAGAGGGUCACCUUGGGCACAAUGAUACCGGUGAACGACUCGACCCCGACACCCUGAAGGUUGUGACAGUGAACACUGUUACACCACGCUUGGUUCGUUGGUUCGAGCAACACCACGUAUUUUUGGUUGAAGUGGCUGUUGGACGUGCACAUAUGGUAUGCCGCAGUACUGAGGAUGUAUACACUUGCGGGGAGGGCUUCUUUGGCAAGCUUGGGCACGGUGACGUGCUCUCUAGGGUGCAGCCCACUCGCGUCGAAUUCCCGCCUCGGAAGCAACCUGAACGUCUAAUCUCUAUUGCAGCGGGUGACGACUACACGCUUGUAUUGAAAGAAAACUCAAGCAUCGGGUCCAUUGUUUAUUUUUUUGGCAAACUCAGUAACGGUGAUGGACAACUAUACCCCUUUAUUAUACCUAUGCCGACGACAGUUCAGCUCACGCGUGUCUUUUCCAGCCGAGGUAAUCAGUGUCUAGCGCUGAGCAUGGAGGGCGUGCUCUAUGUGUGGGGGAAACACAGUUACCCCAAGGUAUACAACGGUACAAAUGUUUCUGCACCACGGGCGCAUCCGUCCGCUAUUGAGGUAUUGUUACCCUAUCGGUUGACAGGAGUCGCUGUGGGCGGGACCUUUAUGAUUGCAUUUGCCUCUGAAAAGAGGCCUGACGGUCAAGAAGGUGCGCUUGCUCUGGGCUCUUCACGAGAAGAAGGCCACAAUUGGGACGUUGUAGUCCCGCAUGAUAACCGUGUAGGGGCCAAACAGAAAGGUGAUCCCGAGGAGGUAUACGAGCAAGGCGUUAGAUGCUUUUUGCAACAGUACCUUGGAGGGGACUUGGGGGCCGCUUAUGCUGCUGGACUGCCUGUGGCACCUGCACUCACGGGUAUCGCCAAAUAUCAAUUUGAACGCAUCGGUUCUCAAGGCUUGAAAGAGGGACAGAAAGUGCGUAUAUGGAUGACAGACCUUUACGCAAUUGGUACAGUUUUAAAGAUAGAGGAUUCUCUCCGUAAGGCAAGCUUGGCUCCAAAGGAAUACACUAUGGAAUACCUGCGGCAAAAUGACUUGAUCAAUAAAGUGACAGAGGAGGUUCAUAAAGACGUGAUCGAUCAAAGCAACAAUAUGGGUGACGGCGAGCCCGAAGAAGCAGCAAGGCAGGCUCCAAUAAGCCAGGGACGCCGUGUGGGCAUUAGAUGGCAGCGUGACGACUGGAACAGCGAGGUCGUCACAUUGUAUUCAGAAGAUGAAACUUUAAACGGGGAAAACCCUAAUCGCUGGCAACCCUACUGGUUUGAUCGGAAUGACAAAGACGAAUACACUAUUGCAAAGAGUCGUUGA